This is a messenger RNA of Hyla sarda, 1230 nucleotides long. RefSeq names its product sialic acid binding Ig like lectin 15 (gene SIGLEC15). The record is from RefSeq and is a predicted model, not a curated record. The coding region runs from base 1 to 1089 and encodes 362 amino acids. Lineage: Eukaryota; Metazoa; Chordata; Amphibia; Anura; Hylidae. The transcript is spliced from 6 exons. Gene Ontology annotation, biological process: regulation of osteoclast development; regulation of actin cytoskeleton organization; regulation of bone resorption. Gene Ontology annotation, cellular component: plasma membrane.
AUGUAUGAUUUCACCACCAAUAAGGGUACUUUUGCCAACUUUCAUAUUGGGACACCAAAUACAUGUACCACACUUGUGGUUCCCUGUGGGGCCCGAUCUUGUGAGCCAGUCGAUAGUUUUAGGGUUAGAACAGAAGUUACUACUGAAUUCCACAAACUCCCUGAAGCUCGCCGCGGUGCCAUCACAAGCGAUGAACAUGUCAUCGACGAAUCUGAGAUAGCACUGGACAAACUUCAGGAAGGGAUUGGCCGUGUGGGUGAAAAUACUUGGUCUCUACAAGUCUCAAAAGAUGUUACAGGCGAGAUAGGUAAAGCGGUCUCUUUGCCUUGUUUGUUCAGUCACCCUCACAAGAGCCAUGACAGUGGGCUGACAGUCAUAUGGAGAAUCAAACAUCCUUACAAUGGCACAGUGGUUUUCAAGUGUGUCAGUGAAAGCAGCAGCGACCCUUGUAAAACUACCAUCAACUACAUGAGCAAGUUCCACCUAAUCGGGAACCUUCGUAACAACAACAUUUCCAUCAGCAUCGAGAACCUAACAUGGGAGGAUAGUAAUAGAUAUUACUGCAGGGUGGAGCUAUCCAGAGAUAGACAUGACAAAUACGAAACAAAAUCUGGGACGUGGCUGCAUUUGUCCGCCCCUCCAAGGAUUGUUAAUCUCUCAGUUGCAUUUGACAACGCUCGGGGAUACCACGCGUUUUGCACAGCUGAAGGAGAGCCAGUACCGUCACUGAUCUGGACCGACCCUCUGAACAAUCAUGAGUAUCCAAUUCUUCCCAGUCCAAUCCUGAAGCAUCAGCGGACCUCAGAACUACACCACCUGAGAUAUGAUGGGAAGUACACGUGUGUCGCCACAAACAGUCAUGGAAAAGUGGAAGGAGCGGUGUAUUUCUUUAAAUUUACAGCAGGGGGCAGCAGCAAAAUGGGAUACAUUAUACUAUGUGCUGCACUGGGAGCUAAAAUUCUACUUCUGUUCCUGAUGUUUGCAGUGGUCACCUAUUACAGCAGAGCCGAUAACACAAAGUCUUUUACGGACCUUUCUCGGAAUACACAGGAAUCCACAUACGAAAAUUAUAACCAGGGAUCUGGGUGACGUCUAUCAAUCAAGAGUACUAGGAGUAAGAACUCCGACUGCCCGGGUCUGGACACAGAUUACAGUAUUUUAUAUAAAGUCGACAACUUUCCCUCAAUCCAAUUUUUUUUCCUAACACUUCCAAUUUAAUGUUAUUUUCCU